UCGCUGGUCGAUGGCUAUCGCAAUGUCCGAGUAUGCGAUUUCUCUCAACAAGGAAAGCGUAUCCGGGACAUGCAAGCCGCCCAAGGCUACAAUCGGGGUCGAGUUAGUGCCACUGCAAGCGAAGAGGAGAAGGACAAGGGCUUUCAGCUGGUGGACACCUCAUCAGCCCCACGGAAGCACCAUGUCAAUAAGUACAGUCAGCCUCGGUGGCAGGAUCACCGCAAUAAUCGUUACCAACAGCAACACCAGCGUGAUGGGGGCCGCUAUCAGCAGAAGGGCGGCAAGUCUGGUGGUGGUCGGCAGCAGAGUGCCUAUCAACAGGGUUGGGGUCGAGGACAAGGCGUCGCUCGUGGUAUCAAGGACUGGAGCGUCGCUCCUAACCCGGACUGGCAGCUCGUCCGCGAGUUACCCUUCACGCUUCUGGCCAAGGCUCAUGUUGACCCUAAGAACGUCGCCUAUGAGGAUCUUGUAUGGUGUGGCACUGGUCUUAAGGCCUAUGAAAAGACCUACGACAGGGUCUCACCUAAACUCCCCAAGUCCUUGAAGCAGUACCCUGAUAUUGCUUUCUAUAACGUCACUACUGGACAGGACCCAGUGAUUGAGCAGUUGCUGACGAACCAGCCCGUUGCUAAGGGUCAAAACGUUACUGUCGCUUGUACUGAUAGUGUUCUCUCGGUGCUGAUGGCCGCUAAUCGAUCAGUGUAUUCUUGGGAUCUUGUUAUCACUAGACUUGAUAACACCAUCCUCAUCGAUACUCGGGAGGGCUCUAACUUGGACAUGCUCACCGUCAAUGAGACCAGUAGUGAACCUCCGGCGACGCAUCCUGGUGAAGGCGAGGGCGCCAACACGGAGAUCUUCAAUACUGUUUACAAGGUUGGCGAGGAGGCCACCUGCAUCAACCAGAACCUUACCGUCCAGGUCUUGUCGUCUACCCUUCCCGAGAAGGACAAUGAAUAUCCGAACCCCUUUGACCAGAGGGAAGAAGAGGAUGAUGACGAGGAUGAGGAGAAUGAGGACAACAACGAGGGAGAAGUUCUCCCGCCCAGCAACGUUGCUUACAGGUAUCGUAAGGUGGACCUACCUCGUGUCCCAGAGGAAAGCAAGAGCCGUAACAUUUCCAUGAUCGUUCGUACUGAAGUGGACGCCUAUGUUCCUCAAGGGGAAGGACAGGAGGCUGUCUACGCCAAGAUACGUGCGCUCAACGAAAUACCAUCAACUCAGCAACAGAAACAGCCGUGGAGGUCAUCAUUGGAGUCUCAGAAGGGCGCGGUUCUCGCUACUGAGGUGCAUAAUAACGCCUUCAAGCUGGGCCGUUGGGUUGCCAGUGCUCUUCUUGCUGGCACCAGUGUCUUCAAGCUGGGCUAUGUCACUCGUGCUCGCAUGAACGACCCUUUCCAUCACUCUCUUCUCAGUGUGCAGACCUACAAGACGGAGGACUUCGCCAAACAAAUUGGGAUGAAUACGUCGAAUGCCUUUGGUAUUGUCCAGGCUGUUGUGGACUUGGUGAUGCAAUACAAGGCGCCUGGUGCUGAGGAAGAAGAGGAGGAGGAGGACGGCGCUUCCUUCGCUGGAAAGUUCUUGCUCCUCAAGGAGCCAUCAAAGAGCAUGAUCAGGCUCUAUGCGGUACCGUGGGAAGAGUUCGAGGAGUCGGACGAAGAGGAGAUGUCCGAGUCUGAUGAUGAAGAGGAGGAGGAGUAGCUUUGAGAGGAGUCCGAUACAAUUGGUGUGGUGCUCGACG
This is a messenger RNA of Perkinsus marinus ATCC 50983, 1738 nucleotides long. RefSeq names its product eukaryotic translation initiation factor 3 subunit, putative. The transcript has 12 exons. Gene Ontology annotation, biological process: translational initiation. Gene Ontology annotation, molecular function: translation initiation factor activity. Bases 70 to 1698 code for a protein of 542 amino acids. Gene Ontology annotation, cellular component: eukaryotic translation initiation factor 3 complex; cytoplasm. The record is from RefSeq and is a predicted model, not a curated record. Lineage: Eukaryota; Perkinsozoa; Perkinsida; Perkinsidae.